AUGGAUAAACCGGCAGAUUACAGCGCCGGCGCCGGCGCCAGGGCUACUCCAUCAUUGGUCAAGCAAUUACUCCGAGCAGAACAGAAACAUCAAACAGGAAACUCUUCGCGGCAGCAGAAACAGUCGGAAUUGCAACAAUCUCCAACAUAUUCUCAGGAAUUGAUCAAUGCCAAUCUCUGCAAACUCUCCGACGGUCUCUCGGCAUUCCAACGAUGCUUAGGAGAAGAAGAGAAACAACAACUGAAAUGCCCUCAUCGUCCAGAGCCGGAAUUGUUUCGUAUAGAGCUGAAAUCCCCUCCUCGUCCGGAGCCGAAAUCGUUUCGUAUAGAGCUGAAAUCAUCCCCUCCUCGUUCUAGUUCAGAGGUGAAAAUCCUCUGCGAAACAAUGAAUAGUCAUGGUCUGCGGAAGUACAUGAUAAGGCGUCUCUCAUGUUUAAAGACGCUGCAACAAAAAGUCCCUAAGGCAUUACAACUCUCGCCUAAUCCUGCAAGGCUGAUAUUGGAAGCUAUAGGCAUGUUUUAUACUCUAGGGAGCAAUACUUAUGUUGAAGGCUCACCUUUGAUCACGGAAAGACGGGCUUUAGUAUUGCUUUUGGAGUGCUUCUUGAGAAUGAUAGGCGAGGGCGAGGACGAGGGAAGCUCUGUUGAGAUUGAAAAUGGAGAGAAGGAAGAGGCAGGGCAAGCAGCUUUAGCAUGGUAUAGGAGAUUGAAUUUUGAAGGAGGUAUACUAAAAGCUCAGGAAAUUGAUGCUCGGGGUUUGUUGUUGUUUAUUGGGUGUUUCGGGAUUCCACAAGCAUUUAGAAAUGAGGAUAUCAAGGAUUUGCUCCACCAAAGUUACAUCAAGAUGAUUUCUAGCUCCCUCAGGAGAUCAAGUGUUCUCAUGGCAAAGAUUCCGGAAAUAAUAGAAGGGAUGCUGAAUCAAAAUAUGGUAGUUGAUGCCGUUUAUUUUACCUUUUGUUUUGGUCUUGAAGAUAGAUUUAACCCUCAAAGACUAUUGACAUCAUUUCUACAUGAGUCUGAAGUGUCAUUAUGCAAUAAAAUUCAGACAUUUGAACAAAAUAAAGGAUCAAAAGAUUCAGCUCUUCAAGAGAUUAUUGGAGCUAAAAGGAGGUACUUGGGUACUUUGAAAUCUGUCAUCCAAUGCUUGGGACGUAACAACAUUGAUCAUUCAAAAUUUCUUUCAGAGUGGCAAAUCGGCGAGAAAGUAAUAGGUUUGGAGAAAGAAAUUGCUCAAUUCAGGAAGAAUCUGAAAGAUGAACAAAGAAUGGAACAAAAGAGAAAAAAUGAUGAAACUGAGUGGUUGAACAACAAAGAAGUGAAACACUCACAUUUUCCUAAUCCAUGGACGCCACAACAGAGAGUCGUUAACCAUGUUGAUAGAAGCAAUACCUUGUUAGAAAGUGAUAGAACGGCUGGACACUUUUAUGGUCAUUCUGUGUACCCUUCGGUAUAUCAUGGACCUGUUGCAGGCUCGAUUCAUGAAAAUAUUGUUGGCUCGCUGGCAGGACCUAUGGGAGGUGUGGCCAUGGUUGUACCUGGAGCAGGUAUAUCAGCAGGCACCGAUGUUGUUCUGAGUCGAGUUGAUGGAUCUCUUCGUGAUGCAACUGUGUAUGACAGGCUGCCCUCCCACAGAUAUGCAUAUAGGUCGCCAUCCUACUUGGAAGGGCCAAACACCAUAACCGGUGAUGCAUAUAGUAGGCCUCCACCAUACAUGGAAAACUCUAUGGGGUUGUCAAACACCACACCUGGUGAUGUUAAUAGGCCACCACCAUACUCACAAGGCUCUGCAGGGUUGCCAAAUACCAUAACUGGUGAUUUUUAUAGGCCUCCACCACACUUGGGAGGCUCUAUGCGGCUGUCAAACACCAUACCUCCACCAUAUCAGCUUGCUGCUACUGGUCCAACAACUGAGCCAUACCGGAGCAGUGGCUCACAAGCAGUUGAUGCUGUUCCAUCUGGUGCGAUUGCUCAUCCUUCAUCCUCUUUGUACUGGCAAAGAUAG
Messenger RNA from Solanum stenotomum, 2001 nucleotides. Its product is annotated as FRIGIDA-like protein 4a. The record is from RefSeq and is a predicted model, not a curated record. The coding region runs from base 1 to 2001 and encodes 666 amino acids. NCBI's taxonomy places the organism in Eukaryota, Viridiplantae, Streptophyta, Magnoliopsida, Solanales, Solanaceae. The transcript has 2 exons.